AUGGGCUGCUUCAGCUGCUCCAAACUACUCUAUAUCGCCAUCCUAGUGCUCAUCACGGCGUAUUUGGGGUAUGUGAUUGCGUUUGUUCCAGUCUACCGAUACGUGGCGAUCAUCGGCAUUCUGCUCCUUAUUGCCUUCAAGUUUUCUGUGUGGCGUUUUCUUCCCUCCGAGAAGGCCUACGUGCGGGAGAAGGCGAAAGCCAUCACAGACAAGCGACUCGCCUUUGUUGCACCUGCAGCAACCGUGUAG
Messenger RNA from Trypanosoma grayi, 249 nucleotides. RefSeq lists its product as hypothetical. The coding region runs from base 1 to 249 and encodes 82 amino acids. NCBI's taxonomy places the organism in Eukaryota, Euglenozoa, Kinetoplastea, Trypanosomatida, Trypanosomatidae. The record is from RefSeq and is a predicted model, not a curated record. The transcript has a single exon.